AUGAAUAACAACUCAACAUGUAUUCAACCAUCCAGGAUCUCUUCCAUGGCUCUACCAAUCAUUUAUACCUUCCUCUGCAUCAUUGGUCUCUUUGGAAAUUCUCUCUCUCAAUGGGUAUUCUUAACAAAAAUAGGCAAGAAGACAUCGACGCACAUCUACCUAGCACAUCUUGUGACUGCGAACUUGCUUGUGUGUAGUGCCAUGCCUUUCAUGGGUAUCUAUUUCCUGAAAGGUUUUCAAUGGGAAUAUCGAUCUGCACGAUGCACGGUGGUCAAUUUUUUGGGUACUCUAUCCAUGCACGUGAGUAUGUUUGUCAGUGUCUUAAUUUUAAGUUGGAUUGCCAUAAGCCGCUAUGCCACCUUAAUGAAAAAGGAUUCAGUCCAAGAGACCACUUCGUGCUAUGAGAGAGUAUUUUAUGGCCACUUACUGAAAAAAUUUCGCCAGCCCAACUUUGCUAGAAAACUGUGUGUUUACAUAUGGGGAGUUGUACUCGGCAUAAUUAUUCCAGUUAUCAUAUACUACUCAGUUGUAGAGGCUACAAAAGGAGAAGAGAACGUAUGCUAUAAUCGGCAGACAGAACUAGGCGCCGUGAUCUCUCAGACCGCAGGUCUCAUUGGAACCACAUUUAUUGGAUUUUCAUUUUUAGUCGUACUAACAUCAUACUACUCUUUUGUCAGCCAUCUGAGAAAAAUAAGGACCUGCACUUCCAUUACGGAGAAAGAUUUGACUUACAAUUCUGUGAAAAGGCAUCUUUUGGUCAUCCAGGUUCUGCUAAUAGUUUGCUUCCUUCCAUAUAGCAUUUUUAAGCCCAUUUUUUAUGUUCUGCACCAGAGAGGGAACUGUCAGCAACUGAAUUAUUUAAUCGAAAUAAAAAACAUCCUCACCUGUCUUGCAUCAGCCAGAAGCAGCACAGACCCCAUUAUAUUUCUUUUUUUAGAUAAAACGUUCAAAAAGACACUAUAUAAUCUCUUUACAAAAUCUGAUUCACCACAUAUACAACCCUAUAGUUGA
Messenger RNA from Puma concolor (puma), 1011 nucleotides. The record is from RefSeq and is a predicted model, not a curated record. Lineage: Eukaryota; Metazoa; Chordata; Mammalia; Carnivora; Felidae.